AUGAAAGUUGACCUUAUGAAAGCUUAUGAUAAUGUGAGAUGGGAUUUCCUUUUUGACAUUUUGAAUGCUAUGAAUUUCCCGCUAGGAUCAUGGCUGAAAAGGCUUCUGAUCCUUAAUUCAAAUUUCACUGGAGAUGUAGUAAAACGAAGACUGUCAAUCUCUGUUUUGCGGAAUGAUUUAAUGAUCUUUUGCAAAGGUGACAUCAAAUUUGUCCACCUUAUCAAGGAUGGCCUUAAUGAAUUCCAUAAACUGUCCGGUCUUUCUCUUAAUCCUUUGAAAAGUCAUGUGUUCUUCUCGGGUUGCGAGAAAAAGCUUCGUGAGGAGAUCUUGGGUGUCACUACAUUUAAGGAGGGGCAUCUUCCUGUGAGAUACUUGGGAGUUCCUCUUAUUCCUACUAGGCUUAAAUCUAGUGACUGUCAAGGCUUGGUGUCUAGAAUAUCUGCUCGAAUUAAGUCUUGGACUAAUAAGGUGUUGACUUAUGCUGGAAGAGCCCAGCUGAUUAGUACCAUCUUAUUCUCUAUGCAAGUUUAUUGGUCGUCCUUAUUUAUCCUCCCUAAGAAGGUUAUUAAGGAGGUUGAGAGCUUGUGCAGGUCUUUUCUGUGGACUGGUAUUGAGCUUAAGAGCACUAGUGCUAAAGUGUCUUGGGAUAGAGUUUGUUCCCCUAAGAAUGAAGGGGGGUUAGGUUUUAACUCUAUGGAGGUUUGGAAUAGGGCUACUAUUGCUAAGCAUGUGUGGUUGCUGGGGGUGAUCAGUCUAUGUGGUGUCAGUGGGUGA
This is a messenger RNA of Camellia sinensis, 774 nucleotides long. NCBI's taxonomy places the organism in Eukaryota, Viridiplantae, Streptophyta, Magnoliopsida, Ericales, Theaceae. The record is from RefSeq and is a predicted model, not a curated record.